AUGAGGUUAACUGCAAAAAACACAGCAGCUGAACAAAGGCUCGAUGAAUCAAAAGGGCAGAUUGUAUGUGUGAAGAAAAUCUCCCAGGAUGAUUACUUCCCCAACAUGAACAAAUUCCUCGCUUUUGGAGGCGGAAUUGAUAUUGACAAAUGGUUGCAUGCAAGAUCUGUUAUUUGGCUUUUUGUCUAUGAAUUAUUACAGGAUACGAGAGAUGAAGGUAAUGAGACUGAAGCCAGCAGGAUGAGUAAAUUAAGAAGAACAAGAAAGAAAGUCACAAAACAGCAUGUUUUCUCAACUGAAGUAGGAGAAACGGAUAUAUCCAACUCAAAAGAAAGGAUCAGAAACCAAAUGGUGUGCCACAAGUUGGGGGAUGUGAGCAAACCAGUUGUGGGACCUGGCUCGGCAGACUCUCAUCUGCAACAAGAUGACAAGGACUCCGAGAAUCAGACAGCAGUGAUAAAACCAUCACCCCUCCAAACAUCAGCCAGUGCUCCUUGUCGUGAAUUUAACACAAACUCCAACCAUACUGAUAACACCAGGGACGGCACUCAAAUUCCGACCACACCUUAUCUCUCCUCUAGAAUGAAGCACAUUAAACAAGAGAUGUCCAAAAAUCACCUUCAGUUUGUGCGAUUUGAAGCAACGGACCUCCAUGGUGUGUCCAGAUCUAAGAGUAUCCCUGCGCAGUUUUUCCAAGAAAAAGUGAUCCAUGGCGUUUGCAUGCCCCGAGGUUAUCUUGAACUGAUACCGAAUCCUAAGGAUGAGGAAGUGGAUCACAUAAGGGCAACAUGUUUUAAUAGUGACAUCGUCCUGAUGCCUGAGCUCUCAACCUUCCGGGUCUUGCCGUGGGCUGAAAGAACUGCCAGAGUAAUAUGCGACACAUUCACUGUGACUGGGGAGCCUCUUUUGACUUCCCCACGGUACAUUGCCAAGAGCCAGCUGAGCCAGCUACAGGACUCUGGCUUUUCCCUGCUCUCUGCCUUCAUCUAUGAUUUUUGCAUUUUUGCUGUGCCCGAAAUUAUCAAUUCAAAGACCAUCUCUUUUCCUGCUUCAACAUUGCUAAAUAAUCAUGACCAACCUUUCAUACAGGAACUCGUUGAUGGCUUGUAUCACACUGGAGCCAAUGUCGAGAGUUUUUCCUCCUCUACCAGGCCCGGUCAGAUGGAAAUCUGUUUUUUGCCCGAAUUUGGCAUCAAUGCGGCUGAUAAUGCAUUCACCCUCAGAACAGGUGUCAAAGAAGUUGCGAGGAAAUAUAAUUACAUCGCCAGCUUUUUCAUCGAGACUGGAUUCUGCAAUUCAGGAAUUUUGUCUCACAGUCUCUGGGAUGUCGGGGGGAAGAAAAAUAUGUUCUGCAUCAAUUCCGGAGUUGAGGAGCUCACGAUCACUGGGAAAAAAUGGUUGGCAGGGCUCUUGAAGCACUCUGCUGCCCUCAGCUGCCUGAUGGCUCCCGCUGUUAGCUGCCGAAAGCGUUAUUCCAAGGAGAGUAAAGACCUCAAGGAUAGUGUGCCUACAACGUGGGGAUACAAUGAUAACAGCUGUGCUUUUAAUAUCAAGUGUCAUGGUGAGAAAGGCACCCGGAUAGAAAAUAAACUGGGCUCAGCGACUGCAAAUCCAUACCUGGUGCUGGCGGCGACCGUUGCUGCAGGCUUGGAUGGACUUCAAAGCAGUGAUGGUGUCCUGGCCGGUCCGGAUGGCAGCACAGACUUCUAUCAGGCCAAAUCUUCCGAGAUCCCUUUGAAACUGGAAGAUGCUCUUGUGGCCCUGGAGGAAGAUCAGUGUCUGAGACAGGCCCUGGGGGAAACUUUUAUUCGCUAUUUUGUUGCCAUGAAAAAAUAUGAGUUGGAAAAUGAAGAAACAGAUGCUGAGAGAAAUAAAUUCUUAGAAUAUUUUAUUUAG
Molecule: messenger RNA, 1896 nt
Organism: Neomonachus schauinslandi (Hawaiian monk seal)
Lineage: Eukaryota; Metazoa; Chordata; Mammalia; Carnivora; Phocidae
Gene: LGSN
Product: lengsin, lens protein with glutamine synthetase domain
Cellular component (GO): cytoplasm; membrane
Molecular function (GO): glutamine synthetase activity
Source: RefSeq, a predicted model, not a curated record